AUGUCUUCUUCAUCAUCACACUCCUCUCCAUUUCCUUUGUAUUGCCGUUGCAAUGAAAAAACUCAAAUACGCGUUUCGAAGACGAGCACAAGUCCUGAAAAAAAGUUCCAUGGAUGUAAGAAGUGGAAUGAUGGUGGUUGCAACUUCUUCAAAUGGUGUGAAAAUACAUCGACCACCCACUCGCAAGAGGCAUCGGAAUCGAUCUUGGAAUUGGAGCGUAAGUUUUCUCUGAUUGAAGAGAAUAAAACAUCAAUGGUAGAGUUGGAGCGGAAGAUUUUGAUUCUUGAAGCAGAAAUGAAGGCCUUGAAAAAAUCGAACAAUUCUGAAUCAUCAGCUACUUUGAAGAAACUGAGAUGCCUGGAAUUUCUCAUGUUAUCACUUGGUUGGUCUGUUUUUUCAUUGUUGUGA
Striga asiatica is the source of this 408-nucleotide messenger RNA. The record is from the annotation of a GenBank genome assembly. NCBI's taxonomy places the organism in Eukaryota, Viridiplantae, Streptophyta, Magnoliopsida, Lamiales, Orobanchaceae.